AUGGUGUACCCCGAGGCGUCCCGCUGGGGCGCGCCCGACGCCGCGCUCGCGCCCCUCUACGAUGACGUCUACAGAGCUGACGGAGUCCUCUCAACAGUGAACGUAGUAGAAGCACUUCAGGAGUUUUGGCAGGUGAAGGCAGCACGCGGAGGGGGUGCGGCAGGGGGAGCUCUCGUCAUUUAUGAAUCAGUACCGGCUGCACACCCGCCAUAUGUGUGUUAUGUGACGCUGCCAGGCGGAGCGUGUUUUGGCAGUUUUCAGAAUUGUCCAACAAAGGCAGAGGCUCGUCGCAGUGCUGCGAAGAUAGCCCUGAUGAACAGCGUGUUCAAUGAGCACGAAUCGCGACGUAUUUCGGAGCAUUUCAUAGAAAAGGCAGUAGCAGAAGCACGUGCUUCAUUCGCAGGUGAUGCUGCCGCGCAUCACCAGGAUCCUAGCGCUGGGAUAGCUGCCUUCAGAUUUAUGCUGGAAACAAACAAGGGUCGGACAAUGCUGGAGUUCCAGGAGCUGAUGACUGUGUUCCAGUUACUGCACUGGAACGGCUCACUGCGCGCGAUGCGUGAGCAGCAGUGCUCAAGACAAGAGGUGGUUGCACACUACUCCGCUCGGGCAUUGGACGAUGUCAUGCGCGAGCAGAUGGCGCGGGAAUGGGCCGCGAGGGAAAGAGACGCGGCUAGUGCAGGCGGUGGUGUUCUCCGAGCCGAACUUGCCAGAGCUGAGCGCGAGCUUAGGGCUGCCCGGCUUGCCGCAAGGGAACUACGUUUCCCAAAGGAGAAACGUGACAUUCUGCACAUGGCCGCGCGCCUUGCCCCGCCCCCGCAGCAACAGUGA
This is a messenger RNA of Arctia plantaginis, 828 nucleotides long. The record is from the annotation of a GenBank genome assembly. NCBI's taxonomy places the organism in Eukaryota, Metazoa, Arthropoda, Insecta, Lepidoptera, Erebidae.